This is a messenger RNA of Nanorana parkeri, 3976 nucleotides long. RefSeq names its product cadherin 2 (gene CDH2). Bases 44 to 2773 code for a protein of 909 amino acids. Gene Ontology annotation, cellular component: postsynaptic specialization membrane; apical part of cell; plasma membrane. The transcript has 16 exons. Gene Ontology annotation, biological process: blood vessel morphogenesis; synapse assembly; cell morphogenesis. NCBI's taxonomy places the organism in Eukaryota, Metazoa, Chordata, Amphibia, Anura, Dicroglossidae. The record is from RefSeq and is a predicted model, not a curated record. Gene Ontology annotation, molecular function: cadherin binding; calcium ion binding.
UUUCUUGAAGCCAUCAUAGCCCCAUCGUUCGCCUGUGACCACCAUGUGCCGGAAACAGUCCAGAGUGCUGGCCAUCGUCUGCAUCCAGGCGGCCCUGCUCCUGCUGCUGCACCAGGGACCAGCCGAAGCACUAGUGGGAUCCAGAUUAUGCAAGACAGGAUUUCUUGAGGAUGUUUAUCACGCUAGCGUCCCCAGAAGCGUACGAGAAGGGCAGCCUCUACUAAAUGUGAAGUUUACAGAUUGCGGUGAACAAAGACGGAUACAUUAUGAGACCAGUAACCCUACAGAUUUCCGGAUCGAUGAUGACGGGGUGAUAUUUGCUGCAAGAACUUUUGACAUUUCACCAGAUGAGAGAGAGUUCAUGGUGUAUGGCCAUGAUGAGGAAACCAGACAGUUUUGGCAUGUUGCUGUGAAUAUCACCCUAAGACUUCAGCAUGCACAAGACCAACAACAGGGUUUUUACAACGUCACAGAAAUCCGAUUUCCUCCACAACGUAAGCACAAUGGCUUUCUACACAGACAGAAGAGGGAUUGGGUCAUCCCACCAAUUAAUGUGCCAGAGAACUCAAGGGGAUCCUUCCCACUGGAGUUAGUAAGAAUAAGAUCUGACAGAGAUAAGAGCCUUUCUCUACGAUAUAGUGUGACUGGUCCAGGAGCUGAUCAACCUCCCAUUGGUGUGUUCAUCAUCAGUCCUAUAUCUGGUCAGCUGUCUGUAACAAAGCCUUUGGAUCGGGAACAGAUUGCUAUUUUUCAUCUGAGGGCACACGCAGUGGAUGUAAAUGGAAACCAGGUGGAAAAUCCCAUAGACAUUGUCAUCAAUGUAAUAGAUAUGAAUGACAACCGACCAGAAUUUCUGCACCAAAUCUGGAAUGGGAGCAUUUCUGAGGGAUCAAAACCAGGUUCCUAUGUAAUGACCCUUACUGCUAUUGAUGGUGAUGACGAAAGGCAACCAAAUGGUAUGCUGAGAUAUAAAAUCCUAUCUCAGACUCCAGACACUCCUUCCUCUAACAUGUUUACAAUCAACAAUGAGACUGGAGAUAUUAUCACAUUGGCAGCAGGACUUGAUAGAGAGAAAGUGCAGCGAUAUACAUUAAUAAUUCAAGCCACAGACAUGGAAGGAAACCCAACAUAUGGUCUCUCAAACACAGCAACUGCUGUCAUUAGUGUGACAGAUGUCAAUGACAACCCUCCCGAGUUCACGUCAAUGACUUUUUAUGGAGAAGUGCCUGAAAACCGGAUCGACGUUGUAGUAGCAAACCUAACCGUAACGGACAAGGACCAGCCACACACAAGUGCUUGGAACACAGUGUACAAAAUUGUCAGUGGGGAUGCCACAGGACGUUUUACCAUUAGGACAGAUCCCAACAGUAAUGAUGGCUUGGUGACUGUUGUCAAACCAAUUGACUUUGAGACCAACAGGAUGUUUGUUUUGACGGUAGCUGCAGAAAACCAAGUGCCUUUAAUCAAGGGCAUCCAUCACCCUCCUCAGUCAACAGCCACUGUCUCCAUUACCAUCAUUGAUGUCAAUGAGAGUCCCUACUUUACCGCAAACCCUAAACUUGUUCGUCAGGAAGAAGGUCUGCUUCCAGGAAAUGUUCUCGUAACUUUUAAUGCUCAAGAUCCAGACCGCUACCUGCAGCAGACAAUUAGAUAUGCAAAACUUUCAGACCCUGGAAACUGGCUAAAAAUCGACCCAAUAAACGGACAGAUAACCACAAUCGCUGUUUUGGACAGGGAAUCCAUGUAUGUAAAAAACAACAUGUACAAUGCAACUUUUCUUGCAACUGAUAGUGGUGUUCCCCCCAUGAGUGGCACGGGCACGCUUCAAAUAUAUUUGCUGGACAUAAACGACAAUGCCCCUCAUGUGUUCCCUAAAGAAGUGGAAAUUUGUGAACGGCCAGAUCCAAAUGCCAUUAAUAUUACAGCAGUAGAUGCUGACAUCAACCCCAACGCAGGACCUUUCAUCUUUGAGCUCCCAUAUAGCCCAAUGGACAUUAAGAAAAACUGGACGAUAACGCGGCUCAGUGGUGACCAUGCCCAGCUCAGCCUGAAAAUUGGAUCUCUUGAUGAUGGAAUCUAUAACAUCCCAAUACAGAUCACCGAUUCAGGAAACCCUUCCAUGACAAACACUUCGUACUUGCGUGUGAAAGUUUGUUCUUGUGACAUGAAUGGGUACUGUAGUGGAGUUGCCCCCAUUAUUGGAACUGGCCUUGGAACAGGAGCCAUCAUCGCAAUUCUACUAUGUAUCAUCAUUCUGCUCACCUUAGUAUUAAUGUUUGUGGUAUGGAUGAAACGCCGGGACAAGGAGAGGCAAGUCAAACAACUCCUUAUUGACCCAGAGGAUGAUGUCAGAGAUAACAUAUUGAAGUAUGAUGAAGAAGGUGGAGGAGAAGAAGAUCAGGAUUAUGAUUUAAGCCAGCUGCAGCAGCCUGACACAUUGGAACCGGACACAAUAAAACCUGUGGGAAUACGGCGGAUGGAUGAAAGACCUAUUCAUGCAGAGCCUCAAUACCCAGUUCGGUCUGCUGCUCCACAUCCUGGUGAUAUUGGAGACUUCAUCAAUGAGGGCCUCAAAGCAGCUGACAAUGAUCCCACCGCUCCACCUUAUGACUCCCUCUUAGUUUUUGAUUAUGAAGGUAGCGGCUCUACUGCUGGAUCUCUAAGCUCCCUGAACUCAUCAAGUAGUGGCGGUGAGCAAGAUUACGAUUACCUAAACGACUGGGGCCCUCGCUUCAAGAAACUAGCCGAUAUGUAUGGCGGCGGAGAUGACUGAACUUUGGAUUGAACUUUCGUUUUUGUGGACAAGAACAAACAUUUGAACUGAUAUUCCCAAAAAGUGUAAAGAAGCUUGGCUUUAACUUUGUAGUCUACUAGCACAAGUGCUUGUUUGAAGGCUUUGGCAUAGGCUGCAAACCAAUUUGGGCUCAGUGGGAAUAUCAGUCAUCCAAUACUGUUUGGAACAAAAAUUGAUUGAGCUCAGUUACACUUGAAUUUUACAGUACAGAAGCACUGGGAUUUUAUGUGCCUUUUUGUACCUUUUUCAGAUCGGAUUUAGUUUUAUGUUCAACGCUUUAAUGGUACUGAUUUCUGAAAGGGUGAAAAGACAAGGUAUGUUGUAGGUGGGCUGGCAUAAGUAAACAAGGAUUUCUUCUUCAUCACGCCUUUUUUUUCUUCUCUUUCUUUUAUACAUUGCAUUGCUUAUAUAAAAAUCUGAAAUUGAGAACAAAUUUCAUUAGAAUAACUCUAUUAGCUGCAGAGAAAACCAUGUGAUUGACAUGUAAAGUGCAUUAUUUUAGCUUUUAGGCUUCUUUUCCCAUUAAGAGUCUUGGAUUUUUUUGCAGUUGGUUUCAGGAAAAGGGAGUUGUCAUAUCACCAAUUUCUAGCAUAAGUGAGUUUUUUUUGUUUUUUUCUUUUGUAGCAGAAUUGAUUUUAUUUUAUUUUCACAAGAUAGGCACAUUUUGGUCUUAAUCAAUGUACACUUUUUCUUUUGGGUAUUUUUUCACUUCACUGUAAAAAUGAUAUGUGUACAUAAUGUUUUUUCAACAUAGUCUAUAAAGAAGUUUUCAAACUUCGAAACAUGUGUAUGUAUUAUUUGGACUAUGGAUUCAGGUUUUUGCAUGUUUAUAUCUUUUCUUUUUUUCUUUAUGGAUAAAGUAUUUACAAAAAAACAGGUGACAAACACAAUUACAUAAAAAAACCUGUAGAUUCAGUACACCAGUUUAUUUUUUUCCAGUUACUUAUUGGUUUGGGAGGGAGAAAACAAGAGUUCUUAGCACAAAUGUUUUACAUAAUUUGUACCAAAAACAAAACCGAUAGGGGCAAACUGGCGUUGGUGGCACUAUUAAUACAUGUUUGAGGGGACAAGCAGCUUUUAAACUGGAGGGACUUUGACAACGACUUUGCCUCUGUAUUGUGUACCAGAAUAUAAAUGAUGCACCUCUGACCCCCACGUUCUGAAUAAAAUGCUAAUUUUGGA